Messenger RNA from Tupaia belangeri chinensis (Chinese tree shrew), 2176 nucleotides. It is a transcript of the gene USP21, whose product is annotated as ubiquitin specific peptidase 21. NCBI's taxonomy places the organism in Eukaryota, Metazoa, Chordata, Mammalia, Scandentia, Tupaiidae. Gene Ontology annotation, molecular function: cysteine-type deubiquitinase activity. Gene Ontology annotation, biological process: protein deubiquitination. The record is from RefSeq and is a predicted model, not a curated record. Bases 105 to 1916 code for a protein of 603 amino acids. The transcript is spliced from 13 exons.
UACACAUGAACAGCUACACUAAGUGAGGAUGGAGAGGGAAAUGGAGGAUGAUGCGCUGGUCGGGAGCUGAAGAAUGAAAGGAAAUCCCAGAGCUCGCUCCUCUGAUGAAAUCUGCCUUCGUCGGAGAGUGUGAGCCGUGCUGCGCCCUGCGCUGCCCUUCUGCUUUGGCUUGCAAGGAUCUUGAGGACUGGCCUUGCAGGUCCAGUCUGGUGUUCACCAUGCCCCAGGCCUCUGAGCAUCGCCCGGGCCGGACCCGAGAGCCACCUGUUAAUGUCCAGCCCCGAGUGGGAUCCAAGUUACCAUUUGCCCCCCGGGCCCGCAGCAAGGAGCGCCGAAACCCAACCCCUGGGCCAAACUCCGUGUUACGACCUCUGCCUCCUCGGCCAGGUCCCCCUGAUGAGCGGCUCAAAAAACUGGAGCUGGGACGGGGACGGACCUCCGGGCCCCGUCCCAGAGGCCCCCUUCGGGCAGAUCAUGGGGUCCCCCUGCCUGGCUCACCACCCCCAACUGUGGCUCUGCCUCUCCCGUCCCGGACCAAUUUAGCCCGUUCCAAGUCUGUGAGCAGUGGGGACUUGCGUCCCAUGGGGAUUGCCUUGGGAGGGCACCGUGGCGCCGCGGAGCUGGGGGCUGCGCUGAGCCGCUUGGCACUCCGGCCUGAGCCACCCACUUUGAGACGCAGUACCUCUCUCCGACGCCUAGGGGGCUUUCCUGGACCCCCUACCCUGCUCAGCAUACGGACAGAGCCCCCCACUUCCCAUGGCUCCUUCCACAUGAUAUCUGCCCGGCCCUCCGAGCCCUUCUACUCGGAGGACAAGAUGGCUCAUCACACGUUGCUGCUGGGCUCUGGUCACGUUGGCCUCCGAAAUCUGGGAAACACGUGCUUCCUGAAUGCCGUCCUACAGUGUCUGAGCAGCACUCGGCCUCUUCGGGACUUCUGUCUGCGAAGGGACUUCCGGCAAGAGGUGCCCGGAGGGGGUCGAGCCCAGGAGCUCACUGAAGCCUUUGCAGAUGUGAUCGGUGCCCUCUGGCACCCUGACUCCUGCGAAGCUGUGAAUCCAACUCGAUUCCGAGCUGUCUUCCAGAAAUACGUUCCGUCCUUCUCUGGAUACAGCCAGCAGGAUGCCCAAGAAUUCCUGAAGCUUCUCAUGGAGCGGCUACACCUUGAAAUUAACCGACGAGGCCGUCGGGCUCCACCAAUCCUGGCCAACGGACCAGCUCCCUCUGCGCCCCGCCGAGGAGGUGCUCUGCUGGAAGAACCCGAGCUGAGUGAUGAUGACCGAGCCAACCUAAUGUGGAAGCGUUACUUGGAGCGAGAGGACAGCAAGAUUGUGGACCUGUUUGUGGGCCAGUUGAAAAGUUGUCUCAAGUGCCAGGCCUGUGGGUAUCGCUCCACGACCUUCGAGGUUUUUUGUGACCUGUCCCUGCCCAUCCCCAAGAAGGGAUUUGCUGGGGGCAAGGUGUCUCUGCGGGACUGUUUCAGCCUUUUCACCAAGGAAGAAGAGCUAGAGUUGGAGAAUGCUCCAGUAUGCGACCGAUGUCGGCAGAAAACCCGAAGUACUAAAAAGCUGACAGUACAGAGAUUUCCUAGAAUCCUCGUGCUCCACCUGAAUCGGUUUUCUGCCUCCCGAGGCUCCAUCAAGAAGAGUUCAGUAGGUGUGGACUUCCCACUGCAGCGACUGAGCCUAGGGGACUUUGCCAGUGACAAAGCCGGAAGCCCCACAUACCAGCUGUAUGCCCUUUGCAACCACUCGGGCAGCGUCCAUUAUGGCCACUACACAGCCCUGUGCCGGUGCCAGACUGGCUGGCAUGUCUACAACGACUCUCGUGUCUCCCCUGUCAGUGAAAACCAGGUGGCGUCCAGUGAGGGCUACGUGCUGUUCUACCAACUGAUGCAGGAGCCACCCCGGUGCCUGUGACAGACACCCUCUCUGAGCCCUGGCACCUGUGAAACCCUUUCAACACCCUUAAGCCCCAGGCUCCCCGUUUACCUCAGAGACGUCUAUUUUUGUGUCUUUUUAAUCGGGGAGGGGGGUGGGGGUGGCUGUAGCUCCCAUUAUUUUUUUUAUUAAAAAUUACCCUUCCACCUGGAGGCUCCCUUGUCUCCCAGUCCCUUGUACAGAGCUCAUUGGGCCCUUGCCCAUGUACAGCCCCCAGGCCCUCUGCAAUCUCACUUUUU